UCCCGGAUUUCCCUUCAACUUUUCUUCUUUUUUUCUUUUUGUUCUGUGCUGUUUUCAUCGUCACAUCCAUCCAUCCAGAGAGUCUUUGGAAUGAACUGUUUUCCUGCCUGCGUCGUUUCCAUGUCAGCAUGGGAACUGCCGUGUCCAAAAGGAAGAAUUUGAGAAACGAUGCGAUAUCCUCUGUGGCAGCAAAAGUUAGAGCAGCGAGAGCAUUUGGAGACUACCUGUCCCACACUCACCCUGAAAACCGAAACGGAUCAGCCCAUCUCCUGUGUGAAACCUUGGUGGGUCCCGACCCGGAAUCGCCAAGUGACAAGAUUGGCCCCUGCAACAACAACCACCUCCAUCCCACCUCUAACACAACCAAGGGCUUUGAGAACAACAACAAGCCGAGCCCGGUGAAGCCCCCACUGGGCUUACUCCAGCCACCACCUCCUUCCAUCACCAUCUCUACAAAGCCAGCACGUCUUUCCCUCGAGCGCAGCUUCUCAGCUGAGGAGGACCAGCAGAAGAGCGUGGAGUGCACCCUGCAGCCGGCCCGCGUCUAUACCAUCACCACCCAGCGCGGUAUGCUGAUGAGCAGCGGUCGGGGCAGCAAAGAGAGCCUAGAACUGGACGUCCUAAAGGAGAAGUCGGGGAGUGGCAGGCUGGUAUCCAAAGGUGGCUUGGUCCAGCCGUCCACCUCCCCUUCCUCCACCUCAUCAUCACCAACUCAGUACCACCAUGCCAGCAGCGGGCGUGGCACCACCAGCAGCAGCAGUGGGAGUCACCAUCAUAGCAACCACCACGGGAAUCACCAUCACCACAGUGGCAUAUCAGUCACCAACACCUCCUCCAGCACUGGAGGGGCAAGUGCAAGCAGCAGUAGCAACCAGCAGCAGCAGCAGUCUCUAAAUAUCUCUGGACCCCACCAUCAUGUACAACACCAUCACCACCAUCACCUGUCUCAGCCUCCACUGCAGACCUCAGUCAGCGCCCACAACAUCCGCAGCUGGGGAGAAGGUGGAAAAGGGGAGGCAGAGUGCAGUGGGUUGGCCUGUGACUCAUGUGGUGGUGCCCCCUCAAGGAGCCAAGGCUCUCUGGAUCUGGAGAGCACGUCCCGUGAGGCAGGCAAGCAGCACCGACGGCUAGAGCGGAUGUGGAGUGUGGACCGGAUGACUGGGCUGGAGAGAGAGGACACUAACUGGUUCCCCAAGGAAAACAUGUUCAGCUUUCAAACUGCCACAACAACCAUGCAGGCGAUUUCGGCUUUCCGGGGAUUUAUGCAGAGAAAGAGGAGAGAGAGGGAGCAGGAUUCAGCAGAAGUCAUCCAGAGGAACUUCCGGAAGCAUCUUCGGAUGGUGGGCAGCAGAAGGAUUAAAGCACAGAGUGGAGACUUGCAGGCCUCCUGUGGCACCUUGGAUGAAGGGGGCGUUGAUGACAAUGUCGAUUGGGAGGAGGAGAGAGAAAUGGAGCGGCUUGCCUGUGAAGGAGAUGACUUUGUACCUCCAAAAAUCAUGCUGAUCUCUUCGAAGGUGCCCAAGGCAGAGUACGUUCCCACUAUAAUCCGCAGGGAUGACCCAUCCAUCAUCCCUAUACUUUAUGACCAUGAACAUGCAACUUUUGAUGAUAUUUUGGAGGAAAUCGAGAAGAAGCUCACAGCUUACAGGAGAGGGAGUAAGUUCUGGAGGAUGCUCAUCUUUUGUCAGGGAGGACCAGGUCACCUGUAUCUACUGAAGAACAAAGUGGCAACCUUUGCUAAGGUGGAGAAAGAGGAAGACAUGAGCCAAUUCUGGAGGAGGCUGAGUCGCUUCAUGAGUAAAGUCAACCCAGAACCAAACCUCAUUCACAUAAUGGGAUGCUACGUCCUGGGCAACCCCAAUGGAGAGAAGCUGUUCCAGAAGCUGAAGAAUCUGAUGAGGCCUUAUUCUGUCGAGUUUGAGUCGCCGCUGGAGCUGUCGGCACAGGGCAAAGAGAUGAUCGAGAUGUACUUUGACUUCCGCCUCUACCGACUCUGGAAGACGCGCCAGCACUCCAAACUCUUGGACUAUGAGGAUUUUUUGUGACAAAGAAACCCUCAUAGUGGGUCAAGCUGAGCCGUCCAUUGCCACGAGGAACACGUUAAAAGGACUAAUCCAAUGACUCAACUGUAGUGCUCAAACCACGUCAAAGUUAAUCUAAAAACGGUCAUCCUGCUUUCAUCCUGGAGAGGAGGAAGAGGAGUGGCGGGGAGAAGAGGGCUGACGACAAAUGGAAACAUGCUGUGCCUCUGCUCCUCCUCAUUUUCAGAGAAAGGAUCAAACGAACAUAAAAGGCAAAAAAUACACAAAAGAUGAAAGGAUUAAAAAGCAGAGACACCUGGACUGAAGCUAAACUGAACGAAAACAUCGAAACGUGUAAAAAGAAUAUUAUUUUGUCAUCCAAACUGCUGAAACUCAUCUUCAUUAUGUGGUUCUGUGUUUUGACUGGACCUCUCAGAUAAUCUCAGAUCAUACAUAUACAUGAAUAUUCCAUCUGUGGGUGUGUGUAAAUAUAUAUCUCAUGAUUAUAUUAGCAUAGCUUUAGUCAUGCAAAUAAUACUCCAUAUGAGAAUAAUGAUGCAUCAUUUAUUUUUGAUGUGCAUUGUUGUGCAGUUUCAUAUGGAAAUACUUUGAAACAACUCAGGUUUUAGCCAUGAAGUAAUUAAUCUGUUUGUCUUCUAUCAAGAUAUUGUAAUCUUCAUUGCCAUUGCUUUGAAUGAAUGUAUUAUCUCUCUAGAAAUGUAUCUUCUGUUUGACAAGUUAAGCUUAAUGUUUCCGUUUAGAAAAGGUACAAUGUGCUGAUUUGUGUGUGAGAGUGUGAGGAUGUUUGUUUUCCAUGUAAAAAAAUAGAAAUCAUGCAGAUGUGUUGUGUGUAUUUUCUCUUAAUGCUUCUCUGCUAAAGCAAAAAUAAUUGUCCAUCAUCUUCAUCCUCCACAUUUCCUCUCUUUCUGUCGCUAAAUCAUACUUGUGUAAUUCAUGAUGUCAAGAGGGAUUUAACAGCCAUCCAAAUGCUCCGGCCCCUGUAGUGUAGGAGUUGCCCUUUUGAUCCCUCCCGCUCUUUUUGCAAAAGGUUCGGGCCACUUAGUCGGCCCCUGUCAACAGUGCCAGCUGCUCCCGCUAUCUGCCAAACACUCGCCUUCUCCUAAUGGCAGCCAAACGAGCUUCCGCCACCUUUUGCUGGGCUGUGAUCCAGUCUGAGGACCCCAAGUUCUCUGAAUUAAACAGAUCAGCCAGGAGUUGAAGCUGUUAACAGCCAUCUGCUACCCCUGCCAGGUGUCGCCUGGUUAAAAGGCCCCAAAUAUGCACAGAGUGUCCGAGACCGUCGUCACGGUACCCGAGUGACCUGAGCUGUGUUGAAUAGAUUAAAGAUGGCUGACUUUGGACAGCAGCUGAGCCUACUGCUAAACAGCAAUCUGAAACAAGUAUGCAAGUACCCACACACAAACAACACACCAACUACACACUAGGGCUGGGAUGAGAACAAUCUGUAAGGGCCUGUGUCCACAGCUGCAUUUUUUUGUAACAGAAGCGUCCGCAACCUCAGUUUCCAAGUAACUAGUGUUUAUUGUUACUGAGUUACAGUUGACUCAGUGGUAUCCAUGUGGUUUGUUUCAAAUUGCUGUAAGCUCUUAAUAUUUCCAUUUCAGUCAGGACCACUUUAUCAAGAAACGCACAUGAUUCGUGUCUAUAAAUAUUUCUUUGUUAGCAGUUUUUAAUUAGCACUUAUUGCUGUUAUUUAUGUUUGGGAAUAUGGAUGUUCUUUGAUCCCCCUGCCCUUCC
Molecule: messenger RNA, 3779 nt
Organism: Cheilinus undulatus (humphead wrasse)
Lineage: Eukaryota; Metazoa; Chordata; Actinopteri; Labriformes; Labridae
Product: NMDA receptor synaptonuclear signaling and neuronal migration factor
Exons: 15
Coding region: 129-2045 (638 amino acids)
Biological process (GO): regulation of neuronal synaptic plasticity; positive regulation of neuron migration
Cellular component (GO): nucleus; cytoplasm
Source: RefSeq, a predicted model, not a curated record